UGACCUCAGGUGAUCUGCCCGCCUUGGCCUCCCAAAGUCCUGAGGUUAUAGGUGUGAGCCACUGCGCUCAGCCUAAAGACCUUUCUUAAGAAUUUCUUAUGUAGGGGGAGUUAAGAAUUUUCUUUGAUGUGUGACCUCACUCUUGAUUUUGGGUUUUUUCCAUGGAUGGUUUGUAUGUAUAUACAGGAUAAUAAGGUAAGCUUAGGAAAUUGCUACAUACUAGAUAAGUUCUCUGUAAACAAACGCUUAAAGUAAGUACUAGUAAAGACAACAGUGUGUGCUUAUAAGUCAGCCAUAUCUAACAUAUUUAAGGACAAGAGUAUCUUUUUCCCACAGUAAACAAAGGGCCCUUUCCUUCUGUUACAUGUUUAGUUUGCGUGGAGCACCUGCUUGUUAGAAAUGGUGUUACUAAAAAUUAAUGAAUGACAUUGGUGUACAUGGCUCCAGGCAUCUUCCGUGUAGGAAAUUUGAGGGGCAUUAGGCAGAGAAGUAACUGUUAAGCCAGAACUCAGAACUCUCAGUGCAAUGUUUUUCCCCAUCUAUGAUGUCAAGAAUGAUAGUUCUCAACGGGGUGCACCAUCUUCCGCCGCACGUGGAUUCAGCGCGAUGCCCAAAUCCAAGUGCGACAAGAAAGUCUCCUUAACCAAAACUGCCAAGAAAGGCUUGGAAUUGAAACAAAACCUGAUAGAAGAGCUUCGGAAAUGUAUGGACACCUACAAGUACCUUUUCAUCUUCUCUGUGGCCAACAUGAGGAACAGCAAGCUGAAGGACAUCCGGAAUGCCUGGAAGCACAGCCGGAUGUUCUUUGGCAAAAACAAAGUGAUGAUGGUGGCCUUGGGUCGAAGCCCAUCUGAUGAGUACAAAGACAACCUGCACCAGGUCAGCAAAAGGUUGAGGGGUGAAGUGGGUCUCCUGUUCACCAACCGCACAAAGGAGGAGGUAAAUGAGUGGUUCACAAAAUACACAGAAAUGGACUACGCCCGCGCUGGUAACAAAGCAGCAUUCACUGUGAGCCUGGACCCGGGGCCCCUGGAGCAGUUCCCCCACUCCGUGGAGCCACAGCUUAGGCAGCUGGGCCUGCCCACCACCCUCAAGAGAGGUGUGGUGACUCUGCUAUCCGACUAUGAGGUGUGCAAGGAGGGCGAUGUGCUGACCCCAGAGCAGGCUCGCAUCCUGAAGCUUUUUGGGUAUGAGAUGGCUGAAUUCAAGGUGACCAUCAAAUACAUGUGGGAUUCACAGUCGGGAAGGUUCCAGCAGAUGGGAGACGACUUGCCAGAGAGCGCAUCCGAGUCCGCAGAAGAGUCAGACUCAGAAGACGAUGACUGAAAGGGACUCAGGACUGAAGGCCUCCUGGAACCUUCUGGGUCUCACUGGACCAUGCAGGACUGCUGCCGCCCCUCUAAAGAGAGCAGCACUUUAUUUGUCUGUAGACAGGGAACGUGAUGGGCACUGACCUCCUGUAAAGAAUAAAACUCUGGGCCCGGUGCAGUGGCUCACAUCAGUAAUGCUAGCACUUUUGGAGGCCAAGGUGGGUAGACCAUAAGGUCAAGAGAUUAAGACCAUCCUGACUAACACGGUCAAACCCUGUCUCUACUA
Messenger RNA from Chlorocebus sabaeus (green monkey), 1596 nucleotides. RefSeq names its product mRNA turnover protein 4 homolog. Gene Ontology annotation, biological process: ribosomal large subunit assembly; rRNA processing; nuclear-transcribed mRNA catabolic process. Gene Ontology annotation, molecular function: RNA binding. The record is from RefSeq and is a predicted model, not a curated record. Gene Ontology annotation, cellular component: nucleolus; preribosome, large subunit precursor. NCBI's taxonomy places the organism in Eukaryota, Metazoa, Chordata, Mammalia, Primates, Cercopithecidae.